This is a messenger RNA of Cydia amplana, 532 nucleotides long. RefSeq names its product larval cuticle protein 1-like. The transcript is spliced from 2 exons. Lineage: Eukaryota; Metazoa; Arthropoda; Insecta; Lepidoptera; Tortricidae. The record is from RefSeq and is a predicted model, not a curated record. The annotation marks the transcript as partial. Gene Ontology annotation, molecular function: structural constituent of chitin-based larval cuticle. Gene Ontology annotation, cellular component: chitin-based extracellular matrix.
UUGCAGGUCGUAUUCGUCGCCGCCCUCGUGGCCGUCGCCCUCGCCGCGCCCGCGGAGCCAGAGCCCGUCAAAAUUCUUCGUUCCGAAUUCGACCAGCAGCCAGAGGGUGGAUACAGUUACGCUAUUGAAACUGAAGAUGGCGUCAAAAAGGAGGAGGUUGGUGAGAUUAAGAGCGUGAAUGACGAAGAGAACAAACCCCACAACGUUGUAAUCGUCCGCGGUUCCUACAGCUACACCGACAAGGAGGGAACACCCCACACCCUUACUUACGUCGCCGACGAAAACGGCUUCCAGCCUCUGAGCGAAGACAUCCCCAAGGCGCCCCAGGCUUAAGAUCUCGACAUGAACGACAGUGAAACCGUGCCAUGAACUCUAGUUAGCUAAGCCAUAACAUCGUCGGGACGCGAGCGCGGCAUCCGCUUCGCAAUACCCAGUUACUCUUUGUUAGUUUGAUGCCGACUGCCAUUUUUUUGCGUUUAUGCUAUUUUUUGUUGACAUGUACUGUGAUUAUAUUUGAUUAAAAAAAACAAAA